GCACAUUGUAUUUACGGGAAUCUGAAAGAGAAGUGUAAUCGUUUUUCAGAAACGCUGCCUCUUACAAGUACGCGUCAGUACGCGGAGAGUUUCUGAAGCUAGUUCCUGUAGCAAAGCAGCCCGGCGCACCUUUACCUUUGACGUUUCAAGGUGAACGCCAGCUGCGAGGAGCGGGGUUUUUCGGAGCUCGGUAUUUCCUGCAAUUGAUCGGUUUGUUCCCGCGGUUGAACCUGUCGGUGCAGCGCGAUUGCCAGCAUUUUGUUUUGCGAUAAGUUUCAUGGGAAGGAUAAUUGCCAGCGGCUUCGACGAAGAGCUCGGAUCUCAGCCUUGAACUAACCGAUACAUGGUCAAAUGGCAGAAACUACAAAAGAAGAAGUAGAUGGCGGAAAUAAGGUUAAUGACCCACCAGAAUGGGAUGAGGAUACGACCAAGGGCUUGAAAAAUGGUGGAGAACAGAUGGAAAGUCUGGUCAAAGAGAAGAGUCUUGGAGUCUUGAAGACAUUCAGGAGGAGUUUGAAAGGGUUCAGCCCUAAGACACAGAAAGACAAAAGGUCAGAGAACACAGAUGACCAAAGCUCAAAUUCUCCAUUACGUCCACCACACUCUCCAAGUUUGAGCAGAGAAUCUCCUUCACAAUCUUCAUUCCAGGCUCCAAAGACUGAAAAAUCUUCUCUUACAAGAACUAUGUCAGAUUCUGCAGUUGAAAUAACAGGUUCACUGGCAAGGAGAGGUGCAUCGAUCAGACAGAGCUUGGGUCUGGGUACUAAAAAAUACAAACAGGAACCACUUGAACCUGUCACAGAGGCCAUGACUUUACCUGAAGAGCAAACCGAGGUCGUAGACAGAGUGCUGGAGCUCAGAGACACAUAUACUCUGCCAGAGAUACCUCAUAUGCCUUUGUCAGUGAUGGAGAUUAACAGACUAAUAGAGAAAGAACAUUUAGAAGAGGCCUACGUGAAUCUGUUGUCACUACGCCUGGAAUUUCAGCGGGAGCGUCAAGCUCUGGAGCAAGAAGACUAUCCCAUUGAAGUAGUCAAUAAAGAGAAAGACCUCGGCCUGCUCUGUGGCACACUAAAGAACAAAAUGUCUGCAAUUGUUCACAACUCCAGCGCUCUUCCCUUACACAACAAAGAGCUUCUGGUGUAUGUGUCAUACAUUAUCCUGGAGGAAGAGAAGAGACAGGGGGAGCCAGGAGCGAUGGAGGGAUGGAGGGAAGCGUGGAAAGAGGCCGUACUGAACGGGGUUCGAGAUACACUGAAGAAUGUUCCUCUGGACAGCCGCGAGCAGAACGCUUCUUGGCUGGCAGUACAUCUGGGGCUUCUGGGUAAAGCUGUGGUGGAGGAUUUGGAGAGAGUGAAGACUGAGCUUCUGAGCUCGUAUCCAGCAGACUUCAAUGUGCUUGAAACCUAUGUGUCCUGCCACCAUGAGGCUGUAGGGGAGCAUCUAAAGAGACUUCUGCUAAACGUGACCGAGCUGAAGGAUUACUACGCUCUUCUGGAUUUUAUUAUUCAUCGCUACCCCAGUGAGAAGAUAAUGGGAAGCAGCUCUCUGCAGCCUGAAUUGAAGGAGGAUCAGAGAGCACUGCCAUUGAACAAAGAUUUCCUUAAUCAGAUAAAAGACAAAUACUGUGCUCGCUUACAGGCUGACAUGAAAACAUCACUGAACAGAAUUAUUGACUUGGAGAAAGAAGAAAUGUGGAAUGAAAAAAGAACACCAGAGAUUGAUGAGGGAAUCUACAGCUCACACAUUGACAUGGACAUCUGGACGAACAUUAAAGGGCAUGUACAAGGAUCCAGAAGAAUCGAUGUGAACCUUGAGCAGAAGGUUGUGCGUUCAUGUUUAGAGGAACUGAAGAACUUUCCAAAACGGUUUGAGUCAGCGUUUGUCGAGUGGAGCAGUCCUCUCUCUAACUCCUUUCUCUGGGCCGAGUAUUAUAUCAGCUACAUCAACAGCUUCAGUGCCCUGAAAGAGCACAUGGAGAGCUAUAAAGACACCUGUCCGAUCCAGCUGGAGCUGGUUCAAAAAGAAAUAGACAGACUGACGAGCAGUUUGAGUCGAGCUGUGAUGGAGAACUUCAAAACAGAUGUCAAGCCCUUCCUCAGGAGACAAAUGACAGGGAAAUGGUUUUCAUUCGAUGAAGACUUUUUACAGCUGAUUCGCAGAACUAAGAUCCUUUCUGAACAAAUCAAGUGUAUGAUCCCAAAACAUAAACAGGCUUUUGUGAAUGAAGUUCACUUUUUUGUUGUGAAAGAAUAUGUAUCUCAGCUGAUGAAAAAUAACUACUUGUGCAAAAACAGGAAGAAUGAGACAGCUGCUACUAAGAUCAAAAAUCAGUGGGAGGAGCUGAAGGAGAUCUUCCGAGAUAUGAACUCCACCUUAGGCUGGCUCCAUCCAGUCGGGAACCAGCUGAGCGAUAUCAUUGGGUGCAAAAAAAGUGAUGUAAAAAAUAACCUAAAGCCAUUAGUUGAUAACUAUCCAGAUAUCAGGAAGGCUCAUCUCUCAGCUGUGCUGUACUUCCGAGGAAUUAUAAGAGGCAGGGAAAAGCAUAUUAUACUACAGCGGCUGGUAGAGCUGAAACAGAAAACAGGGAGCGCAGGGAAUAGAGAGCAGGCUCUCUUUAGUGAGAUUCAAGCAGCAGUUAACACAGACUGCCUGGCUGGUACACCCUUUUCCUGUAUGUCCUUCAUCGGCCCGGAGAGAUAAUGCACUUCGUUGAACUGUUUGAAAGUGACCGUAUGUCUAAUACACAGUACAAGCAGAUAAGGAAUGUUUUUUUUACUUUUAAAACAUUGGUGUCUGUCUGACGAAAAAGAUCAGGUAAAGAGGAGGCUACAGUGUUUUUAGUGUGCUGUGAACAUAAUUAUGCCAUUGAGUAAUGAUGAAGUACCACUAGACCUUAAAAUGUGAAAUCUUAGUCAUUCAAUGUAAAAUUGUCUUCAUUCAGAAAUUGCUAAUUUAUCCUGCUGAUUGUAACUUUCAAAACAUCUUCUCUAUUCCACCAGACGUCUCUACAAACAGCAAACAGCAGUGCACUUUGCAAUAUAUAUAUAUAUAUAUAUAUAUAUAUAUAUAUAUAUAUAUAUAUAUAUAUAUAUAUAUAUAUAUAUACAUGCAUUAUUAUUCUAAAUUACUGAUCAGUUUAAUAUUUUUCCUAAACAUUACUCAAACGUGAAGUGUUUUAAGAAUUAUUUGAAAACGUUAAUUUGGUUUUAAAUUAAUUUUCUGGAUUUCAAAACGUACUGUUUUUGGCCCUCUGCCGGUUGAAGCGUAAAACUGCACGCUGCUUGCGGAAGAACAUUGUUAUUGUAGUUAGUUGUGCUUCAGCGCGGAUGAAUCUGAAUCCGUGCUUACAGAUAAUCACUUUAUCAGUGGACCGUCACAAAAUAAAUAAAUACAUCUCAAAGAAAUAUCGGUGCCUGAAAAAUACAUCUAGAGCAGGAAAGCAGCUUAUAUACUUUUAAAAGAACUUUUAAAAAGCAAUGCUGACAUUAUUGCUAUUCAUAUCAGGUGAGGUAAAAUGGUAAACAUGGCUAGUAGGCUAUUUAUAUGCAAAUAGACAAAUGAAGUUUAUCUGGUUUAACUAGCCAUUGUGACUAAUAAAAUUAUUUUGUAAACCGG
Molecule: messenger RNA, 3618 nt
Organism: Puntigrus tetrazona (Sumatra barb)
Lineage: Eukaryota; Metazoa; Chordata; Actinopteri; Cypriniformes; Cyprinidae
Gene: exoc3l4
Product: exocyst complex component 3-like 4
Exons: 14
Coding region: 352-2703 (783 amino acids)
Biological process (GO): exocyst localization; exocytosis
Cellular component (GO): exocyst
Molecular function (GO): SNARE binding
Source: RefSeq, a predicted model, not a curated record